AUGAGAUCAUUAGCUUACUUUAAGACAGGUGAUAUUCAUUUUACUGACAAGAUUGAUACUCCAAAGAUCAAUAAUGAUCAUGAAUUGAUGAUCGAUGUGGCAUGGUGUGGUAUUUGUGGUACCGACCUGCAUGAGUUCUUAGAAGGUCCAAUUUUCAUGCCAAAGGAUGGAGAUACACAUUAUCUUUCCGGACUUGAUCUACCGCUACCAAUGGGUCAUGAAAUGUCAGGUAUUGUGAAGGAAGUAGGUAAGGGUGUGACUCGCUUUAAGCCUGGUGACAGGGUUGUUAUUGAAGCUACCACAAGUUGUGGUGAUACUCACCGUUGGCCAAAGUCUAAAGUCGCUAAAGGUGAACUAUGUCCUGCUUGUGAAAUGGGUUUACCAAAUUGUUGCACACACGGUAGUUUCCAAGGUUUAGGAUCUGUUGGUGGUGGUUUUGCCGAACAAGUUGUUGUUGGUGAAAAGCAUGUUGUUAAAAUUCCAGACAAAUUGCCAUUGGAUGUUGCCGCUUUGGUUGAGCCUUUGUCUGUCGCAUGGCAUGCCGCUAGAUUAGCCGAAUUCAAAGAAGGCUCUAAUGCUUUGGUUUUGGGUUCUGGUCCAAUUGGUUUGGCCAUGAUUCUUGCUUUGAAGGGUAUGAAAGCUGGGAAGAUUGUGGUUUCUGAGCCUGCCAAAUUGAGAAGAGAACUAGCUGAGAAAUUGAAUGUCGUUGUUUUCAACCCAACUCAUACAAGAGCACAAAAUGCAAUUGAGAAAUUGAAAGAACUAUCUCCAAAAGAUCACGGUUUUGACUACACCUUUGACUGUUCUGGUGUUCAGGAUACAUUCAAUGCAGCAGUUAAAGCUGCUUGUAUUCAGGGUCACAUUGUGAAUGUGGCUAUUUGGGGUCCCAAACCGGUAGCCUUCCAUCCAAUGGAUAUGACCUAUGGUGAGAAGAAGCUUACUGGUACUAUGGGCUAUGUUACCAGAGAUUUUGAGGAAGUUGUUGAUGCCAUUGAUAAGGGAUAUAUUUCCAUUGAGGAGUGUAAGCUAUUGAUUACUGGUAGAGUUAAAUUGGAAGAUGGUAUGGAGAAGGGGUUCCAUGAAUUGAUUGAGCAUAAGGAAACUAAUGUCAAGAUUUUGUUGACCCCAAAUAAUCAUGGAGAGUUACAAUGA
Messenger RNA from Nakaseomyces glabratus, 1152 nucleotides. RefSeq names its product 2,3-butanediol dehydrogenase. Lineage: Eukaryota; Fungi; Ascomycota; Saccharomycetes; Saccharomycetales; Saccharomycetaceae. The record is from RefSeq and is a predicted model, not a curated record. Gene Ontology annotation, biological process: butanediol biosynthetic process. Gene Ontology annotation, cellular component: cytoplasm. Gene Ontology annotation, molecular function: (R,R)-butanediol dehydrogenase activity; zinc ion binding.